This is a messenger RNA of Rhododendron vialii, 1679 nucleotides long. RefSeq names its product U-box domain-containing protein 15-like. NCBI's taxonomy places the organism in Eukaryota, Viridiplantae, Streptophyta, Magnoliopsida, Ericales, Ericaceae. Gene Ontology annotation, molecular function: protein binding. The transcript has 2 exons. Bases 292 to 1416 code for a protein of 374 amino acids. The record is from RefSeq and is a predicted model, not a curated record. Gene Ontology annotation, cellular component: cytoplasm; nucleus.
AACUUGUAACUGUUGCUUAACGCCACCGCACCCCUUACGUUUCCUCUCUCUCCACCUUACACUUCCCCCUCUCUCUCCUCCCCCCUCUCUCCCUAAAAUCCCCUCCCCUCCCCUCCCCUACCAACCCUCAAAUCUCUCUCUCUCUCUCUCUCUCUCUCUCUCUCUCCCUCCCCUCCCCUCCCCUCCCCUCCCCUCCCAACCCUUUAAUAUCUCUCUCUCUCUCUCUCUGUAUUUUUGUAUAGCUUCUAGUCUAGGAGUAUAUAACAGUACAGUCUAGACAGACACCUGGAUAUGGAAGUCGUUGCCCCGAAUUCCGACGCGGACGACACCCCGCGAAGGAUCUCGGCCGUCCGCGAAACCCUCCAGCUCAUCCAAUCGGACGACCCGAGUUCGAAGAUCGAGGCGGCGAGAGAGAUCCGGCGGCUCACCAAGACCUCCCACCGGUUUCGCCGGCAGUUCUCCGCGGCCGUGGAGCCGCUCGUCGAUAUGCUCCGGUGUGAUUCCGUGGAGGCCAACGAGGCCGCCCUCCUCGCUCUCCUCAAUCUCGCCGUCAAAGACGAAACAAAUAAAACCUGCAUAGUAAAUGCUGGUGCCCUUGAACCAAUCAUCAGUUUUCUACAGUCGGAGUGUCCAAAUCUACGGGAGCACGCAACGGCAUCUCUACUCACUUUGUCUGCUUCCUCUAUCAACAAGCCAAUUAUAGCUGCUUCCGGUGCCAUCCCUUUCCUUGUUGAAAUCCUAAGACAUGGUACUUUAGAAGCCAAGGCCGAUGCGGUGCUGGCACUUUACAACCUCUCAACUCACUCGGACAAUUUACCCUUAGUUCUUGAUGCAGCACCAAUUCCUCCGUUAGUUGACCUUCUUAAAACCUGUAAAAAAUCUUCAAAAACAGCUGAAAAAUGUACCGCUCUUAUAGAAUCUCUAGUCGGUUUUGAUGAGGGAAGAACUGCAUUGACUUCUGAAGAAGGUGGAGUGCUUGCAGUGGUCGAAAUCCUCGAAAGUGGGUCCCUUCAAAGCCGGGAACACGCGGUAGGGACGCUUUUGACAAUGUGCCAGAUAGACCGGUGUAAAUACCGGGACCCGAUUCUGAGAGAAGGUGUAAUCCCUGGUCUUCUUGAGCUCACUGUGCAAGGAACAUCCAAGUCUCAGUUGAAAGCACAAACGCUUUUGAGGCUAUUGAGAGAAUCUCCUUAUCCGCGAUCUGAGCUUCAACCGGAGACGUUAGAGAAUAUAGUUUGUGAUCUUAUAUCUCAGAUUGAAGGUGAGGAUCAAUCUGGGAAAGCUAAGAAGAUGCUAGCGGAGAUGGUUCAAGUUAGCAUGGAACAGAGCUUGAGACAUUUACAACAACGGGCUCUGGUAUGCACCCCAGCUGAUCUGCCUAUUCCUAGUUGUGCUUCUGAAGUUUCUUCAAAAUGAUUGUUUGGUGCAUCAGUUUUCCAUUUUAUUCCCUUUACUUUGUUGUAUAAUACUACAUGUUUUGCGAGAAGAACUUUGUGAGAUAGGAAGGAAAUAAGGUUUAGCGAAGAAGAAUGCCAGUCCAGGCCCUGUGAUGGUACCGGGUGACUGGUCUAGUGUCAAUAAACUUAAAAUUGUAUGAGGUUGCAAUCCAUAGUUUUGUAGUUGGUUCCCUGUAAAUUAACUUCUGCAUUUUAAUGUCAUAUACUUGUUUUCUUUCUCCU